Messenger RNA from Struthio camelus australis, 811 nucleotides. The record is from RefSeq and is a predicted model, not a curated record. NCBI's taxonomy places the organism in Eukaryota, Metazoa, Chordata, Aves, Struthioniformes, Struthionidae.
AUGGGUCAGGUGUUUGAAACAUUUCAUUUAAACAGUGAAAACUUCAAACAUAUAACGUUUAGUUAUUCCCUCGUUCUUAUAGAAGAUGAUGUGGAGGAUGCCGUUCCAGACCAUAAUGAAUUCCUUUUUCCAGAAUAUGAAAUUUUGAUAGAACCUGAGGAACCAGAAUCUCCUGCUGAUAGCAGUGUAGAUCCUAAUGACGAAGAAGCAGCUGCAGAUACAUUAGAGAGCCCAGAAAAACAAGAGGAACUCACAGCUACAAGCAGUGCAAGUGAAACGUUGGAAUCCUUAGAUGAAGAGACAUUGGAAGCAAUGGCAAAACAUGAGACUGAAGACGACGAGAUUUUCCAAAAGUUUAAGGAGCGAAUAGCUGCAGAACCAGAGCAGAUUAUUAGAUACUGCAGGGGAGGAGAAGGCCCCAUCUGGGUAUCAGGUGAAAAUAUUCCUGAAGAGAAAGAUGUCCCCAAUUGCUCGUGUGGUGCCAAAAGGAUAUUUGAAUUCCAGAUUAUGCCACAGCUCCUGAACCACCUAAAGGUCGAUAGCCUUGGAGAGAGCAUUGACUGGGGAACGCUGGUGGUGUACACCUGUGCGGAUAACUGUAAUGAGGGGAAUCAGUACACUGAGGAGUUCAUAUGGAAACAAGAUUUCUCUGCAGUCUCUCUGUAACUUCCAUCAUGUUACUAAAUUGAAUUAUCUAAAUCUAAUACUUCCCUUGUUUCAGUGCGUCUGUGCUUUGCAAACAGGUAAUUGAACUGAUGUCACGGAUAUCUUACCUAUCUUGUAACGACGAUAAAACUACUGAAAACAGUAA